Molecule: messenger RNA, 827 nt
Organism: Carlito syrichta (Philippine tarsier)
Lineage: Eukaryota; Metazoa; Chordata; Mammalia; Primates; Tarsiidae
Gene: SYCE1L
Product: synaptonemal complex central element protein 1 like
Exons: 11
Coding region: 6-716 (236 amino acids)
Biological process (GO): synaptonemal complex assembly
Cellular component (GO): synaptonemal complex
Source: RefSeq, a predicted model, not a curated record
GGAAAAUGGCAGGGAAGUUGGAGCUUCUGCAAGUGCAGUCAGAAGAAGCGGUGGAGGAGGCCGAAGAUCAGACUGAGUCUUUGAAGAAGACUGAAGAUUUGCUUUCAAUGGUGAUAAAGCUGCAGAAAGAGGGAAGCCUGGAGCCACAGACUGAGGACCUGAUUAACCGGAUUUACAAGCUUCAACAAGCAAAGAAGAAAUCCAGUGAGGAACUGGAAGAGACCCAAGCUCUCUGGGAGGCCCUGAAUAGGGAAUUAGACUCUGUGAAUGGGGAGAAAGUGCACCUAGAGGAGGUCCUGAGCAAAAAGCAAGAGGCACUGAGGAUUCUCCAGCUGCACUGUCAAGAGAAGGAGAGUGAGACCCAGAAGUUGCAUGUCAAGGAACAGAUGGAGGAUCUGAUGGGUCAGCACAAGGACCUCUGGGAAUUCCACAUGCUGGAGCAGCGACUGGCCCGAGAGAUCCGCGCCCUGGAGAGGAGCAAGGAGCAGCUGCUCACUGAGCGGGAGCAGGUGCGCACCCGGCUGCGGGAGGUGGAGGGGCGGCUGCGCUCGCCGCCGGAGGUCGAGAGCGUCCAGGCAAUGAAUGACGGGCUCAAGGAGGAGCUGGAGAAACUCGGGGAGCCGGUCCAGAGGGCGCCCGAGGCCGUGGCCGGCCAAGAGGCGGUCGGGAGCCCGGGAAACCGAGGCGAGGCGGGCGGAGACAGAGAUCGGCCUUGAGCUUCCCCCCGCUGGUGACAAGGAGGACCUGGAGCCUAGACCCGUAGGAUAGCCCGUCCUGACCUGCCCUCAAGGCCUGCCGAGAAAUAAAGGCGAUGAUUUCUGACCGUC